UUUUCUACUGUUCGCAACAAUCGGUAAGAAAAAUAUCUAACAUUAGUAAUACGAACGCCCGUCAGAGGGCACUAGGAGGCAAUGACUUCGCGAGCGAAAACAGAAAAGAAAACCGAUAAUGAAUGUCAAACUCAGUUAAACUGUACUACUUUCCUCCUACAAUAUUUCCUCAAUUUUACAAACAAGAAAUAAAAUUGAUUACGUGGAAUUUAAUGAAGUUAAUUUAAAUAAUAUACACGAAAUAUUCGGAGGAAAAAGAAUUGUAAAUGAAGUGGAGAUAGUUUGAAAUUAAAAAAAUUGUGAAUGUGUGACAUUUGGGCCUUCUUAACAAUAAUAUACAUUAUAUUAAAUAGUCAUGAAGGAUUCAAGAGAAAAUCGUCAAGUUUUAACAAUAUUAUUUCUCUGUAUAUUGUGGUACAUUAUUUCUAGUUCGAACAAUGUUGUGGGGAAGAUGUUGUUAUCGGAGUUUCCAUAUCCAAUGACAGCCACAAUGAUUCAACUAACCUCAAUCACACUUUAUUCAGGUCCAUUUUUUAACCUUUGGGGAGUACGAAAAUAUUCAAAUGACAUAACCUGGGGUUAUUAUUUUCGUUUAAUUGUACCUUUAGCACUAGGCAAAUUCCUCGCCAGCGUAUUCGGCCACGUCAGCAUUUGGAAGGUGCCUGUUUCUUAUGCUCAUACUGUAAAGGCGACAAUGCCUUUCUUCUCAGUGCUGCUCUCGAGGAUAAUUCUACGUGAAAAGCAAACAUGGUCUGUUUACUUGAGUCUGAUGCCAAUUGUUGGAGGAGUUGCAAUAGCAACUUUAACCGAAUUAAGUUUCAACAUGUUGGGACUUAUCAGCGCCUUAGUUUCAACGUUGGCGUUUUCAUUACAAAAUAUUUAUUCAAAAAAGGUUCUACAUGAAACGGGAAUUCAUCAUUUGAGGCUUCUUCUCGUUUUAGGUCGCUUAGCAUUAUUUAUGUUUCUUCCAGUGUGGUUAAUGUCAGAUUUUCGAAGUUUGCUGCAUAAUCCAGAGACAGGUACAGCAGUUGAUGUGAAUUCGAGAAUUUUAGGACUUCUUGCACUUGACGGUGUUUUAAAUUGGUUACAAAAUAUUGUUGCCUUUUCGGUAUUAUCAAUUGUUUCGCCAUUAACAUAUGCUGUGGCAAGUGCAAGUAAACGAAUAUUCGUUAUUGCUGUGACUCUACUUGUAUUGGGAAAUCCUGUAACAGGAUUAAAUGUCUUUGGAAUGACAUUGGCUAUAUUGGGUGUUCUUUGUUACAAUAAAGCCAAAUAUGAUCAGCGAAAAGUUGAAAAAAAUUCAAAGACACUUCCUCAAUAUCAAAAAUUAAAUCAGAAUGGCCACAAUAAUUUUAUGAUUAAUGGAACGGCCAAAGAAUUACAUAGACUUUAUGCAGUUUAGCGUAUUUAAAUUAUAAUAUAUUUUUUAUGAUACCAUAGUUCCUCUUUUUGACGAUGUAUUUUAAGAAACUAUUUUCUAAAUAUUGAUUGUCAAAUAAAGACUGAUCGCUGGUUCGAUCAUUUUUUUUUUGCAUUUCAUUUUACAGUCAUUUGAAUUUUAUAAAAUUGAAGAUUUAGAAAAACUGACGGAAAUAAAUAUUUAUAGAAAAAAAGUUAUAGACUGUAAAAUGUAAUUGCAGAAAAGUUAGGUGAAAAUUAACAUCAUUUUAAUUAUAAUGACUUUUAUUUUCUCGUGCAUUAGAGAAAAUUAGCAAUAUUGUACAGAUUGAAAGUAUGCAAUUUUUUUUUUUUCUAGGAUAUGUAUGCGGGAGAAAGUGUUUUAGGUAAAAAUAAUGUAUUAUACAUAUAUUUUUAUAAAUAAACCCACGUGUACAAAAAUAUAA
Leptopilina boulardi is the source of this 1844-nucleotide messenger RNA. Its product is annotated as solute carrier family 35 member E1 homolog. Lineage: Eukaryota; Metazoa; Arthropoda; Insecta; Hymenoptera; Figitidae. The transcript has 3 exons. Gene Ontology annotation, cellular component: Golgi apparatus. Gene Ontology annotation, molecular function: antiporter activity. The record is from RefSeq and is a predicted model, not a curated record. The coding region runs from base 356 to 1402 and encodes 348 amino acids.